AACCAUGGAACCGAAGGCAUUGUAUUUCCUUCUUUUACUGGUUUCUUUAUUUUGCUUCUGCUGUGUCUCCUGGAUGGGAAGAAAACAGACAAAUUAUUUCAGAAUCAGAAAACAGGAAUGGAACAAUCAAAAGGAACUAAACUCACCAGAAUGUGUGGAGAUGGCCAAAAUCCUCACACUUAAACCCAAAAGGUUUUCUGAGGAUGAUUUUAUUAAACUGUUCAAGGUACUUCAGGAAUGCAAAUGGGUAAAGAACACAGAAGAGCACAAGAAUUUGAGCUCACAGCUGGAGAAAUGCUGCAAUGCAACCAAAAACUUUAUUGUCACACAAGACAAUGCACCAUUGGGAACAAACCUCAGUUAUAAUGCAGAGCCUAAAAGAAUUUUUAAAAUUACAAAAGAUGUUGUAGAUCUGCUUCCUAAGGAAGUACCAUUUAAAAAACAUAUAUAUAAGCGCUGCUCUGUUGUUGGAAAUGCUGGAAUUUUAAAUAACAGCAGCUGUGGAAGAGAAGUAGAUCAGGCUAACUUUGUAUUCAGGUGUAAUCUGCCCCCUCUUAUUGAUUAUAAGGAUGAUGUGGGAACUAAAACAAGUGUCGUAACAUCCAAUCCAUCCAUCAUUAUAAGCAGGAGAGAACUCGGAAUAGAAUGUCUGUUUCCGCAGUCUGAGGCAGUCAAAUCAAGUUUGAAUGACAAGAUUAGGAGAAUUUAG
Messenger RNA from Pristis pectinata (smalltooth sawfish), 709 nucleotides. RefSeq names its product alpha-2,8-sialyltransferase 8F-like. Gene Ontology annotation, molecular function: alpha-N-acetylneuraminate alpha-2,8-sialyltransferase activity. NCBI's taxonomy places the organism in Eukaryota, Metazoa, Chordata, Chondrichthyes, Rhinopristiformes, Pristidae. Gene Ontology annotation, biological process: N-glycan processing; oligosaccharide metabolic process. The transcript is spliced from 7 exons. The record is from RefSeq and is a predicted model, not a curated record. The coding region runs from base 5 to 709 and encodes 234 amino acids.